UUUCUCUCUCUAUAACACACUUCAAUCUCCGGCGACUAACCUUUCUUCUCCGGCGACUUCCCUUUCUUCUCCGAUGAAGAAGUUGAUUCGAAGACUCUCACGCGUUGCCGAUUCCUCACAGUACUUUCUUCUCAGAUCCAACAGAGCUAAUGUAACCGCCUCUAGAUCGCGAUUAACCGGAACUCGUUCAACUGUUUCCGUACCAGAAGGACACUUUCCUGUAUACGUCGGCGAAGAGAUGGAGCGGUUCGUUGUUAGUGCAGAUCUAUUGAAUAAUCCGAUCUUCGUUAAUCUUCUUAACAAAUCGGCUCAGGAAUACGGUUACAAACAGAAAGGUGUGCUUCGGAUUCCAUGUAAUGUUGUUGUAUUUGAAAGGAUUCUUCAAGGAGUUUGUUUUGGUGAUGAGAAUAUGGAUCUUGUUAAUUCGCUUUCAGAUGAGUUCGUUUAAACUUUUGUUAAUUGAAUUCCUUGUUAGCGAGAUAAAGUAAUCAGGAAGAGGAACUAGCUGUUAACUUUGGUUUUGUAUAUAAUAAAUCUAUGAUCUGUAAUGAAAUGAAGCAGGAUUUUACUCAAUUUGUAAUGAUUUUGUUGAUGAUUAUGCUCAUUUUGAUAUCAAAUUUGUUAUCUUUUCUUGAUCUAGCACCUCCAUU
Molecule: messenger RNA, 650 nt
Organism: Impatiens glandulifera
Lineage: Eukaryota; Viridiplantae; Streptophyta; Magnoliopsida; Ericales; Balsaminaceae
Product: auxin-responsive protein SAUR71-like
Exons: 1
Coding region: 74-448 (124 amino acids)
Biological process (GO): response to auxin
Source: RefSeq, a predicted model, not a curated record